AUGCCUUUCGAUUUCCCAUGGCUCAACAAAGCCGCCUCCACCUCGACCCCAAACCCUAGCCUGAGCAAGCCCAACAAUCCAAACCCCUUCCUCCCCAUCCAGACCCACCUCACCUCCUUCGUCUCCUCCCUCCCCCUCCCACGGGCCAUUGCGCCGCCAUGGGCUCGCAUCCCCUCCCCAUCUUCGUCGGCGGCGCUGCCAGUCGCAGAGAUCGAGGGCCGGCUCGCCGGGGUGCCCGUGUACGCUCUCGCUAACUCCGCCCAGGAAUUCAUGCUUGUGUCGAAAACCCACGGGGGCGGGGAUGUGGGCGGAAGCGCGAGGCGUCCACCAGCGCUCGGGAUGCUCUGCUUCCGGAGGGAGGACGCCGAUAUGCUCCUCGCACAAAUGGACGACGAUAUGCGCGCUGGCUCCACCGUGGUACCUGUUGCGCUCAACAAGGUUAUCCAACUGAAGUCUGAUGGUGUGGCAUUUAGAUUUCUUCCUGAUCCUUCUCAGGUGGCUAAUGCAAUUAAGUUGAUGCAAGAUGGAGGGGAAUUUAUGAAUGAGGGGUUUCCAGGAGUUCCUGUUUUCCAGUCAAGGAGCCUUGUUCUAAGGAAUGAUAACAAGAGAUAUCGGCCAGUUUUCUUUAGAAAGGAGGACUUAGACAAGUCACUGCACCGAGCAUCUAGUGACCAGCAAAAGCCUAUCCCUGCUGUUAGGAUUGGUGACACACAGGUUUCUUCUUUGGAGGAUAUCAUCACAUCAAUGAAGGAUAGCUCCUCCUCGAAAUGGGAUGAUGCCGUUUUUAUUCCUCCAGGUUUCGACAUCGCUAUUGGCUCAGAGCCAUCACACCUCAACAAGUAG
Messenger RNA from Triticum turgidum subsp. durum (durum wheat), 843 nucleotides. Lineage: Eukaryota; Viridiplantae; Streptophyta; Magnoliopsida; Poales; Poaceae. The record is from the annotation of a GenBank genome assembly.